CGCCGCCGCCGCCGCCAGCAUCUGGGACCGGCCGAUUCUGCACCUCCGUCCGGCGCUGCCCUUUGAUUCGGAUUUCCAUCUUGCAUUCUCCUCCGGCGGACUGCGGGACCCGGCUCGUGCAGAGGGGGGCCGAUCGCUAUGGAGUAUUUCAUGGUGCCCACUCAGAAGGUGCCCUCUUUGCAACAUUUCAGGAAAACAGAGAAAGAAGUGAUAGGAGGGCUCUGUAGCCUCGCCAACAUUCCACUGACCCCUGAGACGCAGAGGGACCAGGAGCGGCGCAUAAGGCGGGAGAUCGCCAACAGCAACGAGCGGAGACGCAUGCAGAGCAUCAAUGCCGGCUUCCAGUCCCUCAAGACCCUCAUCCCCCACACAGAUGGAGAGAAACUCAGCAAGGCGGCUAUCCUCCAGCAGACGGCCGAGUACAUCUUCUCUCUGGAGCAGGAGAAGACCCGGCUCCUGCAGCAGAACACGCAGCUCAAGCGCUUCAUCCAGGAGUUGAGCGGCUCGUCCCCCAAGCGGAGGAGAGCAGAGGACAAGGAUGAGGGCAUCGGCUCGCCGGACAUCUGGGAGGAUGAGAAGGCGGAGGACCUGAGGCGGGAGAUGAUUGAGCUGCGGCAGCAGCUGGACAAGGAGCGUUCGGUGCGCAUGAUGCUGGAGGAGCAGGUGCGCUCGUUGGAGGCCCACAUGUACCCCGAGAAGCUCAAGGUCAUUGCCCAGCAGGUGCAGCUGCAACAGCAACAGGAACAGGUGCGGCUGCUGCACCAGGAGAAGCUGGAGCGGGAACAGCAGCACCUGCGGACUCAGCUCCUGCCCCCGCCGGCCCCCACCCACCACCCCACGGUGAUCGUACCUGCGCCACCCCCUCCCUCCCACCACAUCAACGUUGUCACCAUGGGCCCCUCCUCGGUCAUCAACUCUGUCUCUACAUCCCGGCAAAACCUGGACACUAUUGUGCAGGCCAUCCAGCACAUUGAGGGCACGCAAGAGCGGCAGGAGCAGGAGGAGGAGCAGCGGAGGGCGGUCAUCGUGAAGUCAGUUCGCAGCUGCCCGGACGCGCCCGCCUCCGACUCUGCCUCCGACUCAGAGGCCUCGGACAGCGAUGCGAUGGACCAGAGCCGGGAGGAGCUGGCAGGGCUCGGGGCGCUUCCCUGACCCCCCAGCCCUCCUCCUCUCCCUUCUUGGGGCUGGAGGGGGCCGUGGCGGCACCAGGGAGCAACACGGCACGCAAGUGAGGAAUUUUUACAAAAUCACGACGUCAUUUGGGUCUCUUUUGUGACCUCCUUUUCAAUACUGUAAACCGACCUUUGAGGAAGCCACCGGCGCCAGGUCCCGGGGGCUGGGGUGGCACAGAGUGUGGGGGCAGUGGGACUCCUGGGGCUGGACCUCAGCCCCCAGGCUGGGGGACGCUGACACAGAGGUGCCUGGUCUCUCUCCGCCAAAACUUUUUUUUUUUUCUUUUUACAAUUUUAAGUGUGUUUUUUAAGAACAGGGAAAAAAAUCCAAGAAAAUCCCAAGGUAUUUCAGCCAGCCUAGAGCCAGUUUUUAUCUGCCUUUUUGGUUUUCUACUUUCUCCUGGAAGCACUUACAUGUGGGUUGAGGAUUUGGCUGGGUGGGGGCUGUCUGGGGGUCUGGGGGUCUGCGUUGCUUCUCGGUUGGGGUUUGCUGCUGCCCUUCUCCCCUCCCCGCCCGGUGUCAGCACAGGGAUGGGCCACUGCACCACCACCCAGCCUCCAAACUCCACCCUCCAGGGCUCCCAACUUGACCCCCAAAUUUUGUCUUUGUCUCUUUUCUUUUUGUUUCGUUUGUUGUUGGUUCUUUUGGUUUUGGUUUUAUUUUUUUAAUUUUAAUUUUUUUAUUACCAUUUUGAGGUCUUUGUGUUCAAGGAGAAGCUAUUAUAUUUUGUUAAGAAAGUAGGGGGAAAAAAAACAAGAGGCCACUGUGCCUUUAUAAAGAAACAAAAUAAAGUUUGUACUUUGUUUUUUA
Messenger RNA from Erinaceus europaeus (western European hedgehog), 1983 nucleotides. RefSeq names its product transcription factor AP-4 (gene TFAP4). The record is from RefSeq and is a predicted model, not a curated record. The transcript has 7 exons. Gene Ontology annotation, molecular function: RNA polymerase II cis-regulatory region sequence-specific DNA binding; protein dimerization activity; DNA-binding transcription factor activity, RNA polymerase II-specific. Gene Ontology annotation, biological process: regulation of transcription by RNA polymerase II. Lineage: Eukaryota; Metazoa; Chordata; Mammalia; Eulipotyphla; Erinaceidae. The coding region runs from base 139 to 1152 and encodes 337 amino acids. Gene Ontology annotation, cellular component: nucleus.